Messenger RNA from Salvelinus fontinalis (brook trout), 1003 nucleotides. RefSeq names its product myelin protein zero-like protein 2. The record is from RefSeq and is a predicted model, not a curated record. Gene Ontology annotation, cellular component: membrane. Bases 117 to 947 code for a protein of 276 amino acids. NCBI's taxonomy places the organism in Eukaryota, Metazoa, Chordata, Actinopteri, Salmoniformes, Salmonidae. The transcript is spliced from 5 exons. Gene Ontology annotation, biological process: cell-cell adhesion.
CAUAUCGGCUGAGACUGCUAGUCAGUGCGUGUUGGAUUGGUGUUUACAGACAGUCUAAACUACAGGUCCAGAAUAGUUCACCGAGUUUAUAGAAUCGAAGUGUCCAGUCCCUUCAGAUGUUAUUCGGGGGGUUGGUGGGGACUCCACAAGGGUCUGGUCAAUUGGGUCGACUCCGGACACCUUUUCCAAUGUGCGUAAAACGGUUUUAUCUACUCGUCCUCUUUUCCGGACUAGCAACUUCAGGCAUGUUACCGGUCAGUGGGAUGAGGGUGUACACGUCGGGGGAGGUGGAGGCGGUGAACGGCACAGAUGUGCGGCUGAAAUGUAACUUCCAGAGCAGCUCGCCCAUCACCCCAGCAACGCUCACGGUCUCAUGGAGCUUCCGCCCCCUCGAACCUGGCCGCGAGGAGUCAGUGUUCUACUACCAUGAGAGGCCUUACCCUCCCCCAGAAGGGCGUUUCCAUAAGCGGGCGACAUGGGCGGGUGAUAUCAUGGGGCAGGACGCCUCCAUCGUGGUGCGUGAGGUCAAGUUCUCCUACAACGGGACGUUCAGCUGCCAGGUGAAGAACCCUCCGGACGUCCACGGCAACGCGGGGGAGGUGAAACUAACCGUGGUCACCACAGCCUCCUUCUCUGAGAUUGUCAUUCUGGCUGCAGCCAUCGGGGGCGCCAUCAUGCUGAUGGUCAUCCUCCUCGUCGUCAUCAUGUCAAUAAGGCAAUGUUUCAAGAAGAGACAGGAGGAGUGGGUGGAGGAACUGCCUCGCAGAGAGAGAAAGGACCCUACAGUGUGCCACCCUGCAAGGGCCAUCCACCUGUAUAUGGACGAUGACGUGCUAGAGGUUGACAGCUCAGACGGUAUGAUCUCUGAGGCCAGCACUAAGGACCCCAGUUCCUCUGAGGAAGACGACAGGAGCUCUGACUACGACGGAGGGGAUGACUCUGACUGAGAUAGGGACAGUGGCACCACAGGAGGCUGGGGGCACCUUAAUUGGGGAGGACGGGC